Molecule: messenger RNA, 1215 nt
Organism: Stomoxys calcitrans (stable fly)
Lineage: Eukaryota; Metazoa; Arthropoda; Insecta; Diptera; Muscidae
Gene: dgt2
Product: augmin complex subunit dgt2
Exons: 2
Coding region: 364-1062 (232 amino acids)
Source: RefSeq, a predicted model, not a curated record
CAAGUGGAUUAGGCUCUAGUUAAACCAUGGUAGAAUUAAGAAUUAUAAGUCCAUCCUGUAGUGAAACGUAAUUUUAGUGAACCCUGAUGUCACCCUCUGAAGUGUGAUCAUAGAUAAAUUAAACAGAAUCGCUAAAUAUUUCUUGUCUCUGUCGAUAUCAUAGCCGUCUAUGCGAUUUGUUAACACAAUUAGUCGAAUAAUCGUAUAUCGAUUUUGGAUCUCUUGAAAAAGAUAGUAAAGGCGCUUAAUUUUAUUUUAAGAAAAUAGAAAGGUAAAAAGAGAAUUCACUAUAGAAUUCUCUAUAAGAAUUUACAUCACUGUUUGUCUAUCCAUUCCACUUGAAUUGUCCUACAAUAUUUCAAUAUGGAUUGUAAUGAAACAACUCGUAUGUUAAAUUCGGAGACCAUAGAGCAACUACAAAAGUCCCGUGACGCGGAGCUUGUCAAUGUACGGAAAUUGAGACUUGUCCUUAAGGAACUGAAGCAGUUGAAUUGUAAUAAAAUGUCAGUUUCUGAUAAGGAGUCAAUUGAAAAGUCCUUAAAAGUUCUUAAAAUUGGAGAUUAUCUACAUCUUAAUGAGAAAAAGAACCAAUGUCUUUUAGACCUUGGCGAUACAUGUAAAGUUAAUCUCAAUUACACGGAAAGGAAGUCUGUGAGGCAGCAUUUGUCUGAAAGUCUACAAAAGUUGGAAAUAAUUCGUGAAUUUGGGCAGAAGUUACAGAGUGAAUUACCAGAAUUAUUUUCAGAAACCUAUUAUCUCCAUGAGGAGAUUUUGAAUUUAGAAAUGCAAAGAAGAGCCAACUUCGAACAGCUGAUAGCGUUGCGCAAUAAAAAAUGUCAUUUCUUAAAUGUAGCCGCCGAUUUAAAAAUGGGUCCGUACUUGGCCUACGAGUUAGAUGUUGCUUAUGCCAAAGCUCGCCAUAAUCAGACAAAGGUUAAUGUUCUACGCGGUUACUUUGUCAACGAAUUAUUAACACGAACUGAACAUAGUCUAAAAGCUAUUCAGGAGGUGGAAUCAUAUAUAAAUGACGACCUUGAAAAAGAGUUAGAUGCAAAUAACUAGUGUCACAUAUAUUAAAUUCUAAUAAAAAAUUUCCAAUAAUAUGAUAUGAAAAAAUUUCGGAAUGCAAGUUAAAUACAAAAUAGAAGUUUAGUAUGGAAAACAAUAUAAAUAAAAAAUAAAAUAAUUUGAUAAUUUUAAAAUAUGUCUACCUUA